This is a messenger RNA of Myotis myotis, 1236 nucleotides long. RefSeq names its product mitochondrial ribosomal protein S6 (gene MRPS6). Lineage: Eukaryota; Metazoa; Chordata; Mammalia; Chiroptera; Vespertilionidae. The coding region runs from base 540 to 914 and encodes 124 amino acids. Gene Ontology annotation, cellular component: mitochondrial small ribosomal subunit; ribosome. The transcript is spliced from 3 exons. Gene Ontology annotation, molecular function: structural constituent of ribosome; small ribosomal subunit rRNA binding. The record is from RefSeq and is a predicted model, not a curated record. Gene Ontology annotation, biological process: translation.
CGUGGCGGCGGAGACGGUUCCUUGGGGCGGGAGUCGUGGGCGAGGGGCGCGCGCGCGGGGAGAGCCCGCAGCGCACGCGCACUCGGGGCGCAUGCCCGCCCGCCCGCCACCCAGGAUGAGACAGAGGGCAUGGAAAGUUCCAGCGGCUUCCAGAGCCGGAGGGAGCAGGCGCGACGGUGGCGGCGGCGGCGACAAGACCUGAGGGGCGUGGGGCCUCCGUGAGCCGCGCCGGCCGAGCCCACUGUGCUGUCCCAGCGCCACGGCGUCGGACCCGCGGGCCCUGUGGGACCGCUCGGCGCGGGGAGCGCGGCUUCCGAGGGGCGGCGGCCGCUUUAAGAGGGGGCGUGGCGUGCGUGGGGGGCGUGGCCUGCGCCUUCAGGGGCGCGCGGUGUGCGCAGCCGCCAAGCCUUUAAACCCGGGCUCGCGCGGCCGGAGCGUGCGUUCCCGCUGCCGCCUCCCGCCCGCCGCUCGCCGUCCCGCGCCGCCCGCCCUCUCCAGCGCCGGGAGCCGGCGGUCCAGCCGCGCGCCGCGCGUCGGCCAUGCCCCGCUACGAGCUGGCCCUGAUCCUCAAAGUCAUGCAGCGGCCCGAGACUGCUGCUGCGCUGAAGCGGACGAUAGAAGCCCUGAUGGACCGGGGGGCGAUCGUGAGGAACUUGGAGAACCUGGGGGAGCGGAUGCUUCCUUAUCGGAUCUCUGCCCACAGCCAGCGGCACAACAGAGGCGGGUAUUUCUUGGUGGAUUUUUAUGCACCAACAACAAUUGUGGAAAGCAUGCUGGACCACUUGUCUCGAGACAUUGAUGUCAUCAGACCUAAUAUUGUGAAACACCCUCUGACCCAGGAAGUAAAGGCGUGUGAGGGGAUUGUCCCGGUCCCACUUGAAGAAAAACUGUACUCCACCAAGAGGAGGAAGUGAGGUGCUCCAGAGUUCAGCCUCUGUUCAGUCCUCUCACUUCUGAGCAUCGCGGAUGAGUCAUUCACAGCCUGACCUUUUACAUAAGUGUGCGGGUGCCAUGGGAGGGUCUGGGGGUUGUUGGCUCUCGGUCCCCUUUGCGGGGAGAGGUGGGGGAUGUCUGGCUGGGAGCCGCUUGAUUUUGUUAAAGUAAAUGUAAUUUUUUUGCCCUGUAACACUUAACACCAUUUUGGAGAACAAAACUUAUAAAACUAUAUUGGAUUGUGAGGUAAUCAUUCAUACUGUAUAACCAAGCAAAAUAAAACAUUCAGGUGGUAAAAUCCCG